CAGUAGAGGGCGGAGAAAGAGAGCGAGCGCGCAAGGAGGGGUGCGGCUCUGCGCCUGCCCGGGGAUGGUGAGCUGUGCGCCGGGCUGCUAAGACGGAGAGAGAGCCCCGCUCCAGGCCGGGCUCGGGGUGGAUGUGGGCCCGGGGACGGGAAUGGAGUGCGCCCUGGACGCCCAGAGCCUGAUCAGCCUCUCGCUGCGCAAGAUCCACAGCUCGCGGACGCAGCGCGGCGGCAUCAAGCUGCACAAGAACCUCCUGGUCUCUUAUGUGCUCCGCAACGCCCGGCAGCUCUACCUGAGCGAACGCUACGCCGAGCUCUACCGCCGCCAGCAGAGCCACCACUACCACCACCCCCAGGAAGGCGGGCUGCUGGCCAUGUCGCCCGUCGGAGGAGCAGGCACGCCCGCUUCGCUAGGCGAGAUCGCGGCGGAUUUCAGCCCUCUCCACUUGCCCGUCGAGGCAGCCGACGAGGCGGACGACGGUCUCCAGCACGGGCAGCUGCGGGGCUGCGCCUUGGCUAGAGGGGUCGGCGAGUCGGCUCUAGAGAUGUCCGGGUGCGCCCAGGACGAGGAACCUUUGACCGGGCUGCCUUCGCUCAUGCCUCCCGCUCAAACCCCGGCAACCCUCUCGGGGCUCUGCAGGGACUCUCCGCUGGCUUUCUACCACCGCGCCGCCACGCCGCCGGCACCCGGGCUGCUUUACGCAGUGCCGGGGAGCUGCGACUUCUCCAGCGGAAGCAACAGCGCCAACACAGGCUCUGCUGCGCCGUCGGGGCUGGUCCCGGCUCUGUCCCCCUCUCCCUCUCCGCACUGCUCCAGCCGCACCACUGUUUUGGACUUGGACACGCACGUGGUGACCACGGUGGAGAACGGCUACUUGCACCAGGACUGUUGCUCGCCCUGUCCUUGCGGCGGCGGCGGCGGUAGCCCAGGCGCCGCGGUGAUGGGCGUCCCCCCCAGCCCGGGCUAUAAGCGCAAAUACUACCCUGGUCACGAGGCCGUGGAGGAAGGAGAAGAAGCAGGAGGUGGUGGGAGACGAGGAGUAGGGGGGUCCGUCGUGGGGACGGCGACCCCCAUUGGUGGUGUGGGCGGUGGCGGCCCCCCUCCUCCGUCUCACCCCGCCUUCGCUCCCUGCCCCAAGCGCGCCCGCUUCGAGGAUUUCAACGCGGAGCAGCCCCUGACGGCUCCUUCGCCGCCACCACCACCACUUCUGACGGCGCCCCCGACGGCGUCUCCUGCCCAGGACUCGUCCAACAUCUCCAACUUGAUUUCCAUCUUCGGCUCCGGUUUUACCGGGCUGGUAAGCCGGCAGCAGCAACAGCACCCCUACCAAGCCCACCAGCAGCAGCAAACCCACCACCAGCAGACGCCCCAGCAAACGUCGCAGCCGGACCCCGAGCAGCCCUUGAACGGGCAACUGUGUAGCAAGCAGGCGCUGGCCAGCUUGGGGGCUUGGACGCGGGCAAUCGUGGCCUUCUAGCCGGGACGGGGAAAGAUCCGACGGGGCGGGAAGGAAGAAAUGCCUGCUGCUUGGCUCUUUUGGUGGGGGUGGGGAGGUUGGGGAGACCCUGAAACAAAGACUGAAGUUGGGGGGGGGGUGGCUUGGGGCAGUUGACAAGCCAAGCGAAUGUUUUGGGUUUUUUUCUAAAUUGUACCAUAGAAUUUACUUCGAAGAUUCUUGCGCCUUUAUUUUUCCAGAGAUGAUGAAGAAAUAGUACCUAUUUAAACAAAAAGCCCCCAAAACAACAAGAGUUCUUUUGUGUCUACCCCCACCCCACCCCCUGGAUGGUGUUGAGUUGUUUCUUUUUUCGUUAACUCUUUCAGGCUUUAUUGUAUUUCAUUUUUAUUUGCCCCCCAAAAACAUUGGUGGGGAGGGGAGGAAUGCAGGAGUUGAAAAGAUGGAUAAGAAGAAUAAGCUGCGUGAGAGAGAAAAGAGUUUACUCCCGAGGUUAAAGUGCUUUAGGGAAAAGGUAGUUCUGGCCAUUGAGUAAGAAUCUCCAAAAUUGGGGGAUAACUUGAAUACCUGAAGCAACUCCUAUCUCCCUCCCACAAGGAGUGUUGUAGAACUUGACACGUUGCCUUUUUCAAUUGAGCCCAGAACAGUCUGCAAAACUAUGGGCUGAGUGGGGGGCUUUUAUGCAUUAUUAUUAUUAAUUAUUAUUAUUAUUUAAAAAACAUUUAAACCAGAAAACUGGCUGUGUUUCUUUAGCAAUCUAAACCUUCCAAAAUGCAUUUUAAAAGGGGUGGGUUUCUAUAGCUUUUCUUCUUCCCCUUCCUGUCCUCCAAAACAGACACAUUUGUAUGGGGCUGGGCUGUUUCCCUUCAUAGUCACUUGAGUUCUUAUAAGGGGAAGGUGGGGUGGUCCUUCCUAGUUCCUGCUAAGGGUUCAUAAGAGUUUUUGGAUAGUGGAAC
Lacerta agilis (Sand lizard) is the source of this 2409-nucleotide messenger RNA. RefSeq names its product immediate early response 5 like (gene IER5L). Bases 152 to 1477 code for a protein of 441 amino acids. The record is from RefSeq and is a predicted model, not a curated record. The transcript has a single exon. NCBI's taxonomy places the organism in Eukaryota, Metazoa, Chordata, Lepidosauria, Squamata, Lacertidae.